AAAUUGCCGAUGUAAGGUUUUAUUUGCCUUUUACUGCAGGAGAUGAUACUUGCCAGCUCAGAGCAUUCACUACCCAAGGGCAAGAAGGAGAAGCUUUUUCUGUAUGAUAUUGUUGCAAAUGGUAGAAAUGGGAUCGACGUGGACAAGUUCGAUUACAUUGCGAGAGACUGCCGAGCUUGUGGUCUAGGAUGCAACUUUCAGUUUCAGAGGUUGAUGGAGUCAAUGCGGGUCUUGGGUGAUGAGAUUUGCUACCGCGCCAAGGAUUAUCUUACCAUCCACAAGAUUUUUGCAACUCGUGCUGAUCUCUACCGAACAGCCUACACACACCCAAAAGUAAAGGCAGUAGAGCUUAUGUUGGUAGAUGCUUUGGUGAAGGCAAAUGAUUAUCUACAUAUAUCAUCUUGCAUUCAUGAUCCUUGUGAAUAUUGGAAGUUAGACGACCCUACAAUAAAAACUAUUGAGACAGCUCCAGACUCAGAGCUUAAUGAAUCUAGGGAUUUGAUGCUGCGGAUCCGUAGGAGGAAUUUGUACCAGUUUUGCAAUGAAUAUGCUGUUCCAAAGGACAAAUUGGAGCACUUUAAGGACGUGACUGCACAAGAUAUUGCUUGUUCUCAGAAAAAUACUGGAGUAACCCUAAAAGAAGAGGAUAUCGCUGUAAGCAAUGUUAGGAUUGACUUGACACGUGGAAGGCAUAAUCCUCUCGAAAGCAUCAACUUUUUCAAGGAUUACGAGAGUGAGGAGAAAUUCACCAUACCAGAUGAUCGCAUUAGUCACUUGCUGCCAACAUCCUACCAGGACAUGAUCGUGAGAGUUUAUGCCAAAAAGCCUGAGCUGGUUGGAGCGAUUUCUGAUGCCUUCGAGAACUUUCAGUUGAAGACCUAUGGAAUCAAAGCGCAGGUACACUCGACACCGGAGAAAAAGAAGCAACGCAUAUCAUGAGGCCUCAAAGUGAGGAUGGUAACAUCUCUAUUCUAGCUUUUAGAGAAUCAUUUGAAGAAUGAAGAUAGGAUAUACAACAGAACAUCAAUUUCCAGACUGUACCUUUAAGGCUCGUCUUAGUAUAUGGUAAUACCAUGCAUCCUUCUCGUCUGUCUACUCCAUUUGCUUAGUCCAAUUCUUUGGAUCGAUAACUAGAAUGAAAAUGUACAGGUGGUCGUCCUCUCCCAAAAUCUGUCUGUCCUUACGGCCUCUACUUACGUUGAAAUAACCGUCUCUUCUCGUCUUCUAUUGGCCGAAACAUUGAUUAUAGUA
Molecule: messenger RNA, 1251 nt
Organism: Syzygium oleosum
Lineage: Eukaryota; Viridiplantae; Streptophyta; Magnoliopsida; Myrtales; Myrtaceae
Exons: 12
Coding region: 43-939 (298 amino acids)
Biological process (GO): dGTP catabolic process
Cellular component (GO): nucleus
Molecular function (GO): dGTPase activity
Source: RefSeq, a predicted model, not a curated record